Messenger RNA from Schistosoma guineensis, 348 nucleotides. Lineage: Eukaryota; Metazoa; Platyhelminthes; Trematoda; Strigeidida; Schistosomatidae. The record is from the annotation of a GenBank genome assembly.
AUGUUAGAUGAUUUUACCAUUAAUCAAAAUCAAAUUGAAUUGAAUACAGUCGAUUUAAAUAUUGACAAUGUUAUUCAUUCAUCAUCAUCAUCAUCACCGUCAUCGUCAUCAUCAACGUUGUCAUCAUCUUAUGCAAUAUCAUCUGUAGAGAUAUGGGCACUUAUAUUAACAUUUUUAUAUUAUGCAAUAAUGAUUUGUUUAGGUAUAUUUUGUUGGUUAAAUGCUAAACGUAAAUAUAAAAAUCGUCAAAAAUCAAUAGAUAUUUCAACAUGGUCACGUUUUCAUAUUGGUCCUAAUCAAUUACAUAUUAAAUAUACAGAUGAUGAUGGUGAUUCUAUGACUAAUUAA